GGAACAGAGCCGAGGAGAUUUUCAUGAAGGAUUUGGAGAAAAAACCACGGAGUUAGCGUACCCGCGGCAUUACACAAUUACUGUAUGAACUGGCCCACCCAUUUUAUGGGCGUGAUCGGUUUGCAGGCUGAUCUCCACCUGUUUGCUUGGGCCGGAGUCUGAGGUGACAGCGGCACCGGGCAGCUGCUGGCAUCGGGAGGCGAACGCCAAACCUCUUCCAGACAAGUUGCUAUCGGGGGCUGGCUUCCACAUCAGGCAAAGGGCAGCUGCUUUCAGACAAAUACAUACAGCUGGGCUGCUUCUCCUGGCUGUUGUAGUUACCCUACUGAUUUAUAUCGUAAGCGGCAGUAAUUCCCACUUCACAGGAGAGGCUGACCUUGAAAAUUGCAAGGUGGAUAUCUGUGAUGGUAGUGUUACGGGAAUUUUUUAUAUUGGUCUCCAUGCAGCAUUGAUGUCAAGCACUGGCAUGAAUAUAGAAGGGAAUUAGAGCGUUCACACUGUUCAAUGUAGUAUUUUUUUUAAUAAUUAAAUAUAUCAAAAUCCAUUUCAAGUGUAUUUCACAUCUUAUUUCAACCAGUACAUCAGGUGUCUUGAUCAAGACUCUCAAAUGUAUAGACAUUGUGUACAUUCAUAUUUAAGUAUGCACGUUUUAGAAGAAGGAAUUUUAGCAGACACUAAUAAUAUCUUAUAAAUACCCUUCGAUUAUCAUGCACUUUCUCUGUAGAGGGGUCAGGAACACGUGCUCUUCUGCAUACAAAGCAUUUAUUUUUAAAGGGGAAAAAGUGAAAUCAUUUUUCAGUGGAAAACCUGCAAAAGAAUGAUAAAGCAGUAUCUAAUGUAAGUAUGUCCCUGGCAGUGGAAUGACAAAUAGAAAUAAUAUUGAACUGAGGCUUAACUAGACAUUGAGUGUUACAGCAAUAAAAAGUCUGUUCAUCUGAAAAAUGAUCAAAUACAAAAGUUCAUAAACCAUGUUUUUAUUACUUACAUGUCCCAUUUUUAUAUUCACUUGUCAGAACAAUUUGCAAUAAAAAGACAUUGCAGACUGAACAUCUACUUUUGCUUGCAGUGUGCUAGAAGUGAAGUCUUUGCUAGCUCCAUAGGAAUAAGAAUAACCUUUAAAGCUAUUUUGCCAAGGAAAUGUAUUCAAGAGAAAGAAUUGCUUGUUCCUCUCCAAAAUUACUCAUAUUUUGUUUCUAAAGUAUUAAGCGAAGAAGUGUACUUUGAAUAGAUAUAGAUAAAUAUAUGUAAAUAGAUUUAGUCUCCUAUCUCUAAGCCAGUCUGUUUCGUUGGACUUCUGUGCCAGUGGAGAAGCUUCCUGAAAGGAAGAUACGUGAUCCACUCUAGGAAAGCUUUUUUUAGAUUGCGGAUGUCCAGGUUUCAAAUCAGUAAGUCUGCAAGAGGAUGUAAGUAGUAUUUACGGAGAUUGAAGAAUAAGUGGACGUGCAAGAAUGUUAAAUUAGUUCUGUCUCUUAAAAGCCAAUUUAAAACCUGCAGCUCACAAGUUCUUCACUUCAGUCAGUUUAAAAAAAAAAAAGAAAAAAGCCCACCUAAUUAAUUCUACCUAGGUAAAUGGACAAGACAUUCAAAAGGAAGUUAGAAAAUAGCGGAGGAAGGCUCUAAUACCAAGCAGGAAUAUGAGAGGUAACAUCAUUAUCAUCAUUAUAGGUGAAAAGGGAAUCAAUCUUUUUGUCCAUCUUUUUACAAUUACAAUAGAAUGAUUAAAACUCUUGACUUCUUCAGGUACUGGUCCUUGAAGCCAUGUUGUACAUGAUAAUGUAACCUUUCUUUUUCAGAAAAGUAAACUCCUAAUCAUUUUGUCUGUGUGGGAAAGAUGGGAACACAAGAGGCUUACAGCCUUAAAAGAAAUGCAGAACAGCUCCUAGUUUUUUACUUCUAAAAGGUUUAAAAAUGUCUGACCAGAAAAAUAUUGUACACAGAGCCCAUUGUAUUGAAAAGCUGCUGUCUGAGAACAAUUUCCAAGAUAUUGAGGAUCAUCUUAAAGAACUUGAAGAUGUUGAUAUGACUACAGAAUGUCUUCAGGGGACAGAAGUUGCCAAGGCUGUAUACAGAGUACUCAAGAGCUGCCCUUCAGUGGAGUUGAAAAAGAAAGCGAAGCAGUUAUUAUCGAGGUGGAAAGCACUCUACAAGAAUAGCUGUGUUCAGUCAACGCAAGUUAAAAAGUCAGUUUCUGUGCAUGUGAAAGAGGAAAUUGAACAUCUCAGUGUCGUUCCUAGAGGGCAGUCGCUGUCUGAAGGACCAUGUCAGCAGGAGGCGUUAGAUGCUACUAGUUCUAAAAUUCUGGUCCCAUCUCAAACCGUUAAAAACAUGGUACGUAACAACGCAGAAGGCAGCAUGAGUCAGCUUUCUUCUUUUGAGGAACAGCACACUGACAAUGAAGAUUCAAAACCUCUUCUUAACAAAGCAAGUCAGCAGCAGGAUCCGAUGAGAGCUCUGAGGUGUAAAUGUACGGAUCUUCUUUAUAAAGCUUUGACUGCUUCUGCCAAAGACGAAGAAGAAACUGAUCAAUGGCUAGAACUAUCUAAAGAGAUUGAAGAACAUAUUUUUGCUCUUCAUGCUAAAAAUGAUAAAAAGUAUAAAAAUUGCAUCAGAAGCAAAAUCUCUAACCUGAAGAACCCUAAAAGUUGCCACUUACGAUAUAACCUUUUUUCAGGGGCAUUGAGUCCAAAGGCUUUUGCUGAGAUGACGGUGAUGGAAAUGGCCAGUGAUGAACUGAAACAGCUCAGGGCUCUAUACACGGAAUCAUCUGUUCAGGAACAUCAGCUUCCACAAGUUAUUAAUGGCACACAGACAAACAAAAUAAAGUGUAGGCGCUGUGAAAAAUUUGAUUGCACUGUCACGAUGAUCGCCAGAGGAACUCUCUUUCUUCCAGGCUGGGUGCGAAACACAAAUCCAGAUGAACAGAUGUUGACUUACGUUAUUUGUAACGAAUGUGGAGAACAGUGGUAUCACAGCAGAUGGACUUGUUUGUAGUGCUAUCCCUCUUCAAUAAGUGGUUUAGAAACAUAGAUACGAGAAGCAAUCUCUGUUGAAACUGUAUAAUUUAAAAUUUUGUACUGAUAUUACAUAGAUGCUGCCACUAAAAAGUGCAAAAUAAGUUUUAAAAAAUGGCUAAGUUAUUUCUGAAGAUGACUUGAAUAAAUCUUAGGUGUUUUUAAGUAAUGUCAAUAUGUAAAGAAAUAAAAAAGGGAAAAAACAGUAACACUGUAUCUGAGAGAGGAAUAUUCACUAGCAAAUAUAUAAACUAAAAAAAACAUUCCCAGUGCUGCAGUUUUUUUCCCCAAGGUACUGAGUACUUGGAAUUUUCCUUAUCUUCAGCAGCACUUCUUUCACAGAACAUGUUUUGUUUACAGUAAACAAACUGUUACCAAAACUGCAGUGCAUAUACUUGUGUGCAUUGCAGAAUGUUCAGCAUGGGUUCACGCCUUAAUUAAAUCACUUUUUGCAAGUAAUUGUUAAUUAUUAAGUUGGUUUGAGAGGUAAUGUCUAAAAGGAAAAAAUGAAUGCAAAGUAGAGUGUAAAAGGAAGAGAAGGCAGCUAGCAAAUGAAAGCAAAAAUGAAAUUCUGCUUUAGCUUUUUGUAGCUGUUGGGAGGAACAUAGGACUUGUGGCAAUCUAUUAGUUUGCAGUUCAGA
This is a messenger RNA of Egretta garzetta (little egret), 3652 nucleotides long. RefSeq names its product transcription elongation factor A N-terminal and central domain containing (gene TCEANC). The record is from RefSeq and is a predicted model, not a curated record. Gene Ontology annotation, biological process: DNA-templated transcription. NCBI's taxonomy places the organism in Eukaryota, Metazoa, Chordata, Aves, Pelecaniformes, Ardeidae. The coding region runs from base 1909 to 2991 and encodes 360 amino acids. Gene Ontology annotation, cellular component: nucleus. The transcript has 2 exons.